CUUGCACCUCCAAACACCAAGUAACCACAACGAAGCGAGCCUCAGCGGUCCCCAGCUCGGCGCUCACGAACUGCCUCAGGCCGACUGCCGCGAACGAACUCGAAUCCUUUGCCUCUCUCGACUCCAUAUUUGGCCUUUCGCCGGCCGUGCUUCCGUGCUGUGGGCAGAUACACGCUUCCGUUGACGUCUAGCGGACCCAACGCAAGAGGUGGUCCAUCCACUCAGUCGAUUUUCUUUUUUGAGCCAAUCGUAUAGAUCAGCUUUGUAUCUUUCAAGACCUUCGAGAAGAACAUUUGGAUCUUUUUGCAGCAUAUCCAGUGCUGUGCCAUCACCAUGCCUAGCAAAACACCCCACAACAAUGCUGGAAAAGACGGCGACGAUAGCAUGACUGUGGUUGUACCCCCCUCGAAAGCUCCCAAGCAGCCUGCGCCGGCGACCGAUGCUGAAGGUGACGUGGCAAUGGACGUCGACAACGCCGAAGGCAAGGAGGAGAAGGUUGAUCCCGCAGUUCAGGCCGUAGCAGAUAUCAAAAGCAACUUUGCUCUUCUUGACCGAGCUGUUGCGCUCUUCGACGCCCGUUUCUCCCUGCGAGCCCUCCGAUCCAUCUCUCUCAUCCGCAAACACCUAUCACCAGAUGUCAUUGCACAGGCGAUUGCCGACACAUACCCCGCCAACUCGGCAUCAGGCAGCAUUGCGAAGAGCCUCCUAGCUGCGGUUGGCCGAGAGGAUGUCGCGCUUGGCCGUGCCGCCAGCGCUGAGAUGGAUGUGGACAGCGACUUCAAGACUGUCAAGAACGGAGCUUCCAAGAAGGAAGCCAAGGAGAUCAUUCCGGAGAUCGACGUCUUCCUAGGCAUCUUGAUUCAAGUCUAUCUUUUUGACGCCAAACAGUACCAGCAAGGAGCCGAUUUCUCCAAGUUCCUGUCUGAUCGCAUCCAGACUCUGAACCGCCGAACGCUGGACUGCCUCUCCGCCAAGGUCUACUUUUACUUUUCGCUCUUUUGCGAGUACAUUGCUCCGCUGCCCCCGUCUCCCGAAUCGCCCAUUGUGGCUAUCCGACCUACUCUUCUUGCCGUCCUUCGAACCGCCGUGCUGCGCAAGGACACUGAUACUCAGGCUUCGGUCAUCGUCCUUCUAUUAAGAAAUUAUCUCCUGACGUCGCACAUCAAGCAAGCCGACCUGCUUGUCUCACAUACACAGUUCCCCGAGAAUGCUGCGAACAACCAAGUGGCACGUUUCUUGUACUAUCUGGGUCGGAUCCGGUCUAUCCAACUGCGAUACACAGAGGCACACGAGCAUCUCACAGCCGCCACACGUAAGGCGCCGUCGAGCGGUUGUGCCGUGGGCUUUUCACAAACUGCCACCAAGCUGUUGCUUGUUGUCGAGCUGUUGAUGGGAGAUAUUCCCGACAGAGCUACCUUCCGCCAGCCUUCUCUGGAGGAUGCUCUACACCCAUACUUCCUGCUGGUUCGGGCCGUGCGAGUGGGCAACUUGGAAGACUUUGAGACUACCAUUGCUGAUAACGCUGAUAUCUUCAAGCGAGACGGAACCUACACACUUAUUCUCCGUCUGCGCCAAAACGUCAUCAAGACUGGCAUCCGUAUGAUGUCUUUGUCAUACUCACGUAUUUCUCUGCGCGACAUUUGCAUUCGUCUGCAUCUUGGUAGUGAGGAGUCGGCUGAGUACAUUGUCGCCAAGGCCAUUCGAGACGGCGUGAUUGAGGCUACAUUGGAUAGAGAAAACGGAUUUAUGAAGAGCAAGGAAGUGGGCGAUGUGUAUGCGACAAGAGAGCCAGGAGAGGCCUUCCACGACCGAAUUCGAGCUUGCCUUGCUCUUCACGAUGAGAGCGUCAAGGCAAUGCGAUUCCCCAUGAAUCAACAUCGCCUUGAACUGAAGAACGCCCAAGAGGCGCGUGAGCGCGAGCGAGAAAUGGCUAAGGAGAUUCAGGAGGGCGACUUGGACGACGAUGACCUUGGUGGAGACCUGGAUGGCAUCUAAUAAUUAUCUUUACCCACGUUGAUAUGUUUACUAUGGCUACUUUCUUCUAUUACACCAAACAAUAGCUCCGAUUUCUGCAGAGGAUUUAUUGGGUGGCUUGCACCUUGUGAUGAGCGAUUGUGCUUCGUCUUGAAGAUGCUUAUUAGUGGACGAUAACUAGGAGUGCACAUGAGUGUGAUUGACUUGAUACAGUGCUGGUAGGCGUGCAAAACAGUGAGGAUCAGGUCUAUAGAAGGCUGGGGGCGUAUGGCUAAUGAGAGGUAAGUCGUGAGAAGAUGGAAUUAGAAGUAAUUGAAUCUAUUUUUUAACAGUUUGAUGCACCGUAUGCAGAUUUAUUCUGUUGUUAAGAGACGAUACUUUGAUGA
Messenger RNA from Trichoderma asperellum CBS 433.97, 2360 nucleotides. RefSeq lists its product as uncharacterized. Gene Ontology annotation, cellular component: proteasome regulatory particle, lid subcomplex; proteasome complex. NCBI's taxonomy places the organism in Eukaryota, Fungi, Ascomycota, Sordariomycetes, Hypocreales, Hypocreaceae. Gene Ontology annotation, biological process: ubiquitin-dependent protein catabolic process; regulation of protein catabolic process. The record is from RefSeq and is a predicted model, not a curated record. Gene Ontology annotation, molecular function: enzyme regulator activity.